GAGAGCUGUGUAUCGUGGUGACGUCACAAUGCCCGGCUCGAUUGUUGUGCCGCCUUUGAUCAGCUGAGCCGCGUCGGGCGCAGAGAGAGAGAGAGCCAAGCGCCGGGUCUGGGAGAAGCAGCCAUGAAGUUCCAGUACAAGGAGGACCACCCGUUCGAGUACCGGAAAAAAGAAGGGGAGAAGAUCCGAAAGAAAUACCCCGACCGAGUCCAGGUGAUAGUGGAGAAGGCCCCCAAAGCAAGAGUACCUGACCUGGAUAAGAGGAAGUACCUUGUCCCUUCUGAUCUCACAGUUGGCCAGUUCUACUUCUUGAUCCGAAAGCGAAUCCACCUGAGGCCCGAGGACGCCCUCUUCUUCUUUGUUAACAACACCAUCCCUCCCACCAGUGCUACGAUGGGGCAGCUGUAUGAGGAUAACCACGAGGAAGAUUAUUUUCUGUACGUGGCUUACAGUGACGAAAGCGUCUAUGGAGAAUGAGCUGUCACAUUGCGGGCCUCAGAAACACGAUGGACUGAAAGGGCUGCCAUUGGAGGGAUUUUUGUGCGGGGCGGACGCGAGGAGGAAGAACUGGACAAUGAACCACAUACGUCAUGCAUCAUUUUGCCACACCUUUGUUAUUAUUACUAUUGUUUAAACACUGGUGGAAAGAUUGGGGCCUUUUUUGUUGGCUAUCUAACGAAUCGGGGGGGGGGACACCCAGCUUUGUGAUGGAGAGCCCCCUUUUCCAGCCCUGCCCUCCCCUCCCCUCCCCUCCCUUGGGCUCAUUGGCUCUUCCUCGAACGCCCAGUAAAUGGAGGAAGAGGGCUUGCCCUAGUAGGGCCCAGGCUGUCCUCUGGAGCCAAGCUGCCAUAGGGAAUCUGGGGUAUACUAAGCAAACUUGAAACACCCCGGCCAAGGGGCACCUCCUUCGCCCUUUGUAAUUUGUCCUUCACCCUCUCUUGCUUGCUCCCUCCUUGCCCACUGCAUGAAGAAGGUGGGACGACGUCCUUUCCUGUCUCCCUUAUUUGCGCUUUGUGCCCGGCUGCCCUGAGGUCCAGUCUGUGUAACGCUCACAGCUGAAAACAGAACAGGGAAUCCCUGUUCCGUGUGGGUGGUGGUUUGUGUGGAGGAGCUUGGUUUCGGACUGGUCGCGCCGUGAGGAGAACUCCUUCUCUCCCAGGGUCUUGCUGACGAAUUGGGUUUUGGAUGUCCUGGGCAAUAACACCUUCUGUCAAAGGGCACAGUGAUAUGCUGUUAUGUGUGGCCUCGUUGUGUGUAGAAGAUUGUUCCUGUAGGGCACUGUCUGAGGACCUGAAACCAGUGUCAUUUUCUGAGGUUUGAAAGAACUUCAGGGGGCAGGAAGGCAGGGCAGGCAGGAGGCAUCUUCCUUUUCCUCCUUCAGUUGUGGCUGCUUUUAUGCCCAGGGCCAAACCUACAAAUGUCCAUACCCUUUUCAUUACUCUCCUUUUUACCUCACACAGCCCACUUAAGAAGAGUAUUAUCCCGCGUCUCUUAUUCCCCUCCCGUUUGUUGUGUUGCUUCACAUCCAUCGGCUUAUGAAAUUUAGGCAGUUUUCUGCUGAGGCCAAAAUACGAUUACUGUAACCCGAUUUCCCAGUAUUAUAUUGCUCGAGGGUUAUUUAUAAGAGGUACUGGGAAGGAUGUGUGGCAUGUGUUAACUCAGCGCACUGGGGGACGAACGGUGACCUCCGUGUGGGCUUAGGGAAUUGGCAGGUGAGUUUCUGCUUCGGUCUGACGCCCUUUCUUCUUUUGGGGUGCCAUUUCAAUCACCAUCGCUUUAGGGGAAGCCACGGCCUGGCCAGAGCAGGCUUUCCUUCAGCAGUAUCAGAGGAGGGUGUGAAGGGAGACGGUGGAACUGCAUUUCCACACUUCCAGAGCCACGGGGCUUGAGGACGGGAAGAGGCACUGUGCCGCUCCUGAGUGACAGUCAUGUGCCACACGAACGCAAAGGGCAAAAAAAGUUGGCUCCUGCGCUAUGUUUUGCCUCAUGAGUUUAUUGUUGCUUUCCGGGGCCCUUCUGUUUGGGGUACGACAUUCCUCCCACUCCUCCGGAGCUGGCAAGGCCAGGGCUUUCCAUUUAGGUCCAAGGACACACAUGAUGUUGUUUUCACCUGGCUAUUCUCUCUCACUUCGGGGGCAGUGGCGGCAGUGGAUGCUGGAACCAGAUCUUGAGCUGGGUUUGUCUUCUCCCACCCGCCGCCAGACAACUGACCAAGUAUUACGUUCACUUUUAUUUCUAACUGGACUGUGGCAUUUGCUUUUCAUUUUUUGCUCUAGUCUGACUUUCGUGGAAGGCUGUGUUGAUUAUUCUUUCUGUGUCAUUAAUUCCAGCCGGCUUCUGGUUCUUGUAAGAUAAAAGUCCAUGUUGCAUUGGCUUAAUCAAUAAACACUUACUUGACAAACAAAG
Messenger RNA from Gekko japonicus, 2406 nucleotides. RefSeq names its product GABA(A) receptor-associated protein like 1 (gene GABARAPL1). Gene Ontology annotation, biological process: cellular response to nitrogen starvation; autophagy of mitochondrion; autophagosome assembly. Gene Ontology annotation, molecular function: ubiquitin protein ligase binding; GABA receptor binding. Lineage: Eukaryota; Metazoa; Chordata; Lepidosauria; Squamata; Gekkonidae. The coding region runs from base 124 to 477 and encodes 117 amino acids. Gene Ontology annotation, cellular component: autophagosome; cytosol; autophagosome membrane. The record is from RefSeq and is a predicted model, not a curated record. The transcript has 4 exons.